Mollisia scopiformis is the source of this 2905-nucleotide messenger RNA. RefSeq names its product DUF221-domain-containing protein. Gene Ontology annotation, cellular component: plasma membrane. The coding region runs from base 72 to 2609 and encodes 845 amino acids. The transcript has 4 exons. Gene Ontology annotation, molecular function: calcium-activated cation channel activity. NCBI's taxonomy places the organism in Eukaryota, Fungi, Ascomycota, Leotiomycetes, Helotiales, Mollisiaceae. The record is from RefSeq and is a predicted model, not a curated record.
AUCGACGAAAACAACGACGACGGACUGUCAUGACCUCCUCGACUUAGCUACGAAGAUAGGCAAUCGCCAAUAUGGACGACUUCGUUUCCGCACUCGCGAAGAAAUGCAACAAAGUUGACCCAACGGCCCCGACGACGUCGAAAGGCGGGAUCGUCGUACAGCUCGUGCUCUCUCUUGCGUUAGGCGUAUCUGCCUUCUUCGGCUUCUGUUUUCUUCGACCGAGAUGGAAAACCCUGUACGCUGCUCGCAAGCGGCAGAAAGACGUUGCAGAUGCUCUCCCCGACCUCCCUGAUACGUUUUUCGGAUGGAUGCCCGUGCUAUACAAGAUUACAGAGCAGCAGGUUCUUGCUUCCGCAGGUCUUGAUGCCUAUGUAUUCCUCGCCUUCUUCAAAAUGUCGAUAAAGCUGUUUGGCGUGAUGCUUCUCCUAACAUGCGCCAUUAUGGCUCCAAUCAAUGCACACUACAACGGACUCCCACACUGGAACUUUACCCGUCCAAACACUACAUCUUCAUAUUCUCUGGAAACUUUGGGCAAGUCGGCAUGGACGUACAAUUACAACGGAGAUAUUGCAAUUAUAGGCAGUGAUGGAGACAAAGACCUCCCUGAUACCAGCUACUUAUGGUCAUAUUUGGUCUUUACAUAUGUUUUCACCGGUCUAACUUUGUACUUCUUGACCAAUGAGACUCGACACAUCAUUCAAGUGCGGCAAGAUUACUUAGGCAGCCAGUCGACAAUAACAGAUCGCACUAUCAAGUUGUCUGGUAUACCCCUGGAAUUAAGGUCAGAGGAAGCCAUCAAAGACUUUCUGGAGAAGCUUGAAAUUGGGAAGGUGGAGACCGUGACCAUUUGCAGAAAUUGGAAGCGCCUUGAUGAAAUGAUAGAGAAAAGAGCUUACACUUUGAGAAGGCUCGAGGAAGCAUGGACAGUGCAUCUUGGACAAAGUAAGAGCAAGAUUGACGAGCCUGCCGGACAUAUCCUCCAUCGAGAUGACAACGAUGAAACGACUCCGGACGAAGGAGAGACUUUGUUGGGAAGUAACCACGUCACCACCUAUGAGCAGCCGCGUCCGUCGACGAGGGUCUGGUAUGGCUUUCUUAAUCUGCAAAGCAGGAAAGUCGACGCGAUAGAUUACUACGAAGAACAGUUGCGGAAGCUUGAUGAGAAGAUCACUGCCGCAAGAAAGAAGGAGUAUAAACCAACUGCUCUUGCAUUCGUUACGAUGGAUUCUAUUCCAGCAUGCCAAAUGGCCGUGCAAGCCCUUUUAGAUCCUUCACCAAUGCAGCUUCUGGCUAAGCUUGCUCCUGCACCCUCCGACAUUGUUUGGCAAAAUACAUACCUACCUCGCUCGAGUCGCAUGAUUCGGUCAUGGGUUAUCACAAUCUUCAUCCUCGUCCUCACCAUCUUUUGGCUUAUCCCAGUAGCCGCCCUUGCCGGUCUCCUCGAUCUAUGCUCAAUUCAGCAAGUCUGGCCUCAAGCUGCCGACUUUCUUGCCAAACACGAAAUCCUCAAAUCACUGGUUCAGACUGGUUUACCUACCAUCGUUGUUUCAUUGCUCAACGUUGCUGUUCCAUUUCUUUACGACUACCUAGCAAACAUGCAAGGUACAAUCUCGCAAGGAGACGUCGAGCUUUCUGUGAUCUCCAAGAACUUCUUCUUCACGUUCUUCAAUGUCUUCCUUGUCUUCACAGCAUUUGGAACCGCGAGUAGAUUUUGGCCGGUUUUGCAGGAUUCGUUCAAAGACACCACCAGUCUUGCUUUCCGUCUAGCAGAAUCCGUCCAAACGCUCGCAGACUUUUACACUAAUUUCAUCCUUCUUCAAGGUGUUGGCUUGUUACCUUUCCGACUGCUAGAAUUCGGCAGCGUAUCACUAUACCCCAUCAUGCUUUGGGGUUCCAAAACGCCUCGUGACUACGCUGAGCUCGUUCAGCCACCGAUUUUCAAGUACGGCUUCUACUUGCCAUCAGCCAUCCUGGUUUGGGUGCUAUGCCUUGUAUACAGCAUUCUCCCAGCAGGAUACAGCGUCCUAUUGUUCGGGUUGAUCUAUUUCAUCUUUGGCUACUACACCUACAAGUAUCAAUUACUGUAUGCAAUGGACCAUCCUCAACAUUCUACUGGAGGCGCUUGGACAAUGACUUGUUACCGCCUCUUGAUUGGUAUCGGUGUGUUCCAGCUCGUCAUGGCAGGCAUAAUUGCCCUGAAGCAUGCCAUCACACCAGCAAUCUUAGUUGUUCCCCUAUUGCCAUUCACAAUCUGGUACAGCUACUACUUCGGACGCACUUACGAACCAUUGAUGAAAUACAUUUCUCUCCGUUCAAUUCGGCGGGAGGACAACCCAGAUGUCAACAUAGCCGGAGAAGAUAUUGAGAUCAACCGACCGCCAGGCUACAUUCGACGUGCCAGCACCACCGUUGACGAGCAAAGAGAAGAGGGGAUGCGGUUCGUGAAUCCAAGCUUGGUUCUUCCUCUGGAGAAAGUUUGGAUCAACAAGACCUCCGAGUCAAAUGGCGAUGCUUCCCAGUCGGAUUUAAAUCGUGAAGAGAGUGCAGCAAGCUCUCUAAGCUUAGGCGAUACUCACAUUUGGCGUGAUAACGGCGACGCCAAUGUAUAAAUAUUGGUGGUCGUUAUAUAGAUUGUCGGUGAGGCAUGGUGGGCGUUUUGGUCGAACCGCGCGUAGCGACAUUGGAUCGUUCUUUCCUAUUAUAUACCAUUGUAAUUCUUUUAUACCCAUGGGGCCUUCCCCAAAUGUACAUGAUAUCCGGAGAUCCCCACCCGGUUCUGAUCUCUUCCUGUUACUACAUGUCUCCUCCCUCACUAUUCCGUCCCUCCAACCUACAGCAACCCAUUGAUGCUGUAGGCUAUUCUUAUGUUUAGAUUGUUCUAAUCUUAUAAUACCUUCAGUUCUCC